UGUUUAUUUUGACUGUAGACAGCAAAGUAUAUUGUCUUGAGUUCUGGGCAGGCUGCUUAAACUCAAUGUUUUUAUUUUCCUUGUCUAGGCCGUGCAUUUUCUGCAUUGGGAAGGAAAGAUGAUGCUAUUGCAGUUUGGUAGCAAGGAUAUGAGCAUGCAUUACGGCAGUCUGCUGAUCUGAAACAAUUGCCGGAACUGGAAGAGCUAUUGAGUGUAGCAAAACCAGGCAAACAAGACAUAGGUUUCACCACUGACAGCCAUGUGACAGACUCAAAGUUAUCUACCUGUGUAUCCUUAUCUGGACCUCAUAUUGAUGGGAAGUUAAAUGAACCUCUCAAGUUGCAAAAUGAAUACAAUACCUCUAGAUUAUUCCAAGAGCAUAGUGUUGUAUCGAACUUCUGUAACACGCAUACUGACAACUUUGACACACACAAUGUAAAUAGUGAUGGAGAGAGAAGUAAGUCGUCAUUGGCUUUAUCUGAGUUACUACCUGACACAAAUGGCAGAACAUGUGAAAGUUUCAAAAAUCGCUGUGUUGGGUGAUGGAUCUAAGUUAAGUGUGGAUUCUGCUGAUGCUUCUGACAACAACAGUUGCCGUGAUAAUUUUUGUUUAGGAUCAAGUGAUCUAACCAGUUCGAAUCAGAAGCCUUGUGACCUGACAAAUGGAACUCAUAAUAAUUUUGACACACUGAGCUAUGCUUCUGGUUCAGGUACUGGUUUAAGUGAGAAAUCAGAACAUUGUAGUAAAUCCUCUGCUAGUACCAGUAACUCAAGUGAUAUAAUUGAAAGCCACAAUCUGCCAAACAACACGUCUGACUCAAAUAAUGAAAUCAGUGAUGAAUCCAAGAGGAGUAAGAAGUUCUGUGUUGCUAAGAUUUCAAGGACAGAGUCAAUCAGUGUAGACUUCCGCUUAUCAAGGGGUAUUGCACAGAUACUAAAAGAGGAUCCGACUUAUCCUGAGGCACUAAUAGGAAGAGGGACUACAUAUGCUUUCCAACGAGAGCUUGAAUCUGCUAUUGCUGAUUUUACAAAGGCAAUUCAAUCAAAACCAUCGGCUGGUGAGGCUUGGAAGAGGAGGGGACAGGCUCGGGCUGCCUUAGGAGAAUCUCUUGAGGCAAUUGAAGACCUGACCAAAGCAUUGGAGUUUGAUCCAGAUUCAGCUAAUAUAUUACAUGAAAGAGGAAUCGUGAAUUUCAAGUUUAAGGAUUUUGAUGCUGCUGUUGAAGAUCUAUCUGCAUGUGUGAAGCUUGAUGAGAAUAACAAGUCUGCGUAUACAUAUUUGCUUAGAAUUUCAAUUGAUUUUCUCUGGCAGGGGAUGGCAUUAACUUCAAUCGGUGAAUGUAAAAGGGCUGAGGAGGCACAUUUGAAGUCAAUCCAACUUGACCGAAGUUUUCUUGAGAAAAACGUAGAGAGAGAGAAUUUGAAAGGAAAGUCAGUUCCGGUUGAGUGUUGGUCGGUGUUUAUCGAUAAUCUUAGUAAAAGGGUCUCCCAUCGUACGCUUAGGGAAUUAUUCUUAGUUCAUGGUCCUGUUACGAGAGUUUUUAUUCCCAGCCAAACUAGAAAUCCAAAAUACAGGUUCUCUACUUUUGCCUUUGUUCAUUUUAAGAGGGAGGAGGAUCUGAAGAGGGCUGUUGAGGAGUUAAAUGGGAUUGUGAUUGAUGGAAGGAAGAUCUCAGUUAGUCCUGCCAGGUUUAAGGAUGAACGUUCAAGGUCAAGGGUGUUGCUUUCUUCUUCAAACAAAGAUGAUGGUCAGAUUAGUGCAGAUUCUUUAAAAUCAAGAGAUAGAGAUAAUAUUAAUAGAAGUAGGAGGGAUGAUAGAUCUUACAGGGAUGCUCUGUUGUCUAAAGGGAAUAGAAGGGGGAACAAUGAUCUGCUGUCUGAGGAUACCCAGAGGAGGAAUGUCAAGGGAAAUAUAUUUUGA
Messenger RNA from Hibiscus syriacus, 1921 nucleotides. RefSeq names its product suppressor of RPS4-RLD 1-like. Gene Ontology annotation, biological process: negative regulation of DNA-templated transcription. Lineage: Eukaryota; Viridiplantae; Streptophyta; Magnoliopsida; Malvales; Malvaceae. The record is from RefSeq and is a predicted model, not a curated record. The transcript is spliced from 6 exons. Gene Ontology annotation, molecular function: RNA binding; protein binding. Bases 446 to 1921 code for a protein of 491 amino acids.